ACAACUUAUAUGUGUUCCUCCCUGCUUUGUGUGUGAGAGAGGAAGAAAUAAAAAUAAAUUAUUAAAUACUUAAAUAAACAUAGAAAUAAAAUAUAAAUAAAAUUAUUUAUUUUUAUAUAUUAUAUGUACAGAGGGAGAAAGAGUGAAAGAUAUAUAUAAAAAUAUCUGCACAGCGGGAAAAAGGUAGCAUUAGAAUUGCGGUGGAUUAUUAGUUGAAUCUAGAACAAGUGUGUGUGUGUGUGUGUGAUGGUGAUGGAAAGCUGUAGUAGUAGAAGUGUGGAAUCAUCGCCGUCGCGGACGACGGCGGCGAAUAGCAGUAACAGUCACCGGCAACAGAUGAAGAAGUUACAAGUUUACAAUGAAGUUCUUCACCGACUUAAAGAGAUUAAUAAUGAAGAAGCUAAUGAAGCUGGUUUUGAUGAUCAACUUUUGGCUCAUUUCAAUCGCCUGCCUACAAGGUAUGCACUUGAUGUAAAUGUGGAAAGGGCUGAAGAUGUACUCAUGCACAAACGUUUACUGCAUUUAGCGCACGAUCCUGCUAACAGGCCUGCAUUUGAUGUCCGGCUAGUACAGGUUUCUCCAACAACUGAUGUUAGUUCGGAUGAUUUAACUUAUUCUAGCUCUCCUAGACACCAAACUUCCAAUAGCAUUCAUCCACCACCAGCCUUCGGUUCAUCACCUAACCUUGAAGCCCUUGCACUUGAAGCUAAUGAGUCUCAAGUUCGGAAUGGUGAUAGUGCUGUAAAUAGCUACUCAACUAUGCGCAGGCCCAUGCAUGAGAUUACCUUUUCAACAGAAGACAAACCAAAGCUGUUGAGCCAGUUAACUGCCUUGCUAGCAGAAGUGGGACUGAACAUUCAGGAAGCCCAUGCAUUUUCCACCGUAGAUCGCUACUCACUAGAUGUCUUUGUUGUUGAUGGUUGGCCAUAUGAGGAAACCGAGCAGCUUCGAACAGCGUUGGAAAGAGAACUUUGUAAUCUUGAGAAACAAUCUUGGCUAAUCCAACAUUCAUCCUCUACAUUAAGUGAGCUAGAUCAAGCAAGCACACCUUGCCAACCUAGUCACCUGACAAUACCUAAUGACGGGACUGAUGUAUGGGAAAUUGAUUCUCGGUUUCUGAUUCUUGACCGUAAAGUUGCAUCUGGAUCAUAUGGUGAUUUAUAUAAAGGUACGUAUCGUAGUCAAGAAGUGGCUAUCAAGAUUCUUAAAACCGAGCGUGUAAACUCAGAUUUGCAGAAAGAGUUUGCUCAAGAAGUUUACAUCUUAAGGAAAGUCAGGCAUAAAAACGUUGUGCAGUUCAUAGGAGCAUGUACCAAACCUCCAAGCUUGUGCAUUGUGACUGAGUUCAUGAGCGGUGGAAGUGUCUAUGACUAUCUGCACAAACAAAAGGGUACAUUUAAGCUUCCUAUGUUACUCAAAGUAUCAAUAGAUAUAUCAAAGGGUAUGAACUACCUGCACCAGAAUAACAUAAUACACCGGGACCUCAAGGCUGCAAAUCUUCUGAUGGAUGAACACGAAGUUGUUAAGGUAGCUGAUUUUGGUGUUGCAAGAGUGAAGGCUCAGACUGGUGUCAUGACAGCAGAAACGGGGACAUACCGAUGGAUGGCUCCUGAGGUCAUUGAACACAAGCCCUAUGAUCACAAGGCCGAUGUUUUCAGUUUUGGGAUUGUAUUAUGGGAGUUGCUUACUGGAAAGCUUCCAUAUGAGUAUUUAACCCCGCUACAGGCAGCUGUUGGUGUGGUUCAAAAGGGGUUACGACCUACAAUUCCAAAGAAUACUCCUCCAAAGCUUGCUGAUUUGCUUGAGAAAUGUUGGCAACAAGACCCAAGUUUGAGACCGGACUUUACAGAAAUUAUUGAGAUUCUAAAGCAGAUAUCUAAGGAGGUUGCAGAAGAAGUAGAUGACCGGAAAAAGGACAAGGACAAAGGAUUCCUAUCUGUGCUUAGACGGGGACAUCAAUGAAACCGAAACACAAAUGAGUUAAUUAAUUUAUAAAAUUUUCUAUACUUCAUUUCUAACAACCACAGUCGCCUUAUGAGAGUGUCUUGUACUUUAUGCAUUACACUCGUAUAUUAUAUUCAAGUGAACUGAAUAAGACAAAGGCGGUCUUGCAAAA
Messenger RNA from Erigeron canadensis, 2116 nucleotides. Its product is annotated as serine/threonine-protein kinase STY46. NCBI's taxonomy places the organism in Eukaryota, Viridiplantae, Streptophyta, Magnoliopsida, Asterales, Asteraceae. Gene Ontology annotation, molecular function: protein kinase activity; ATP binding. Gene Ontology annotation, biological process: protein phosphorylation. The coding region runs from base 247 to 1962 and encodes 571 amino acids. The transcript has 16 exons. The record is from RefSeq and is a predicted model, not a curated record.